This is a messenger RNA of Caenorhabditis remanei, 2223 nucleotides long. RefSeq lists its product as uncharacterized. Gene Ontology annotation, biological process: protein phosphorylation. Gene Ontology annotation, molecular function: protein binding; ATP binding; protein kinase activity. The transcript has 11 exons. Gene Ontology annotation, cellular component: cytoplasm. The record is from RefSeq and is a predicted model, not a curated record. The coding region runs from base 1 to 2223 and encodes 740 amino acids. Lineage: Eukaryota; Metazoa; Nematoda; Chromadorea; Rhabditida; Rhabditidae.
AUGUCGCUUCCAACAUCAGAUGAAUCGACAUCUUCCUCAUCAAAUUACGAACAACGAGUCCUAUUUCCUGAUAUUCAACGAGAUGAUAUACAAGUUGGAGAUCACAUUGGAGUUGGAUCGUUUGGCGCAGUUUUCAGUGGAACAUGGACACUUCCAGAUGCAAGUCAACGAACAAUUGCACUGAAAAAAGUAUUCGUUUUGGAAAAAGAAGCUGAAAUUCUAUCGAAAAUACGACAUAAAAAUAUAAUUCAAUUUUAUGGAAUAUGUAAAGCAACUGGAAAUGAUUACUUUAUUGUAACUGAAUAUGCUGAAAAAGGAAGUCUUUAUGAUUACAUCCAUUCCGAUGAAUCUCAUAAUAUUUCCACGUCAUCUGGAGGACAGAAUUCAUUUGAUGUUGUUGUCAAGUGGGCAUCUCAGAUAGCAAAUGGAAUUCAAUAUCUUCAUUAUGAUGCAGUUGACACUAUAAUUCAUCGAGAUCUAAAAUCAAAAAACGUGGUCCUCGACAAGAAUCUGGUGUGUAAAAUUUGUGAUUUCGGAACUUCUAAAGAUCUAACACACUCGUGUACAGCACCCUCGUGGGGUGGAACUGCUGCUUGGAUGAGUCCUGAAAUGAUUCUUCAAUCGGAAGGACUGACCACAGCAACAGAUGUUUGGAGUUAUGGAGUCGUCUUAUGGGAGAUUUUAUCAAAGGAAGUACCAUAUAAAGAUUACUCAGAGUUUCGAAUAUUCACGAUGAUCACUCAAUCUGGAAUCACUUUGGCAAUACCUCCAUCGUGUCCAGCUCCAUUAAAACAAUUGAUGAAUAAUUGUUGGAAAAUGACACCAAAAGAUCGAGCAAAUAUGCGUCAGAUUCAAGGAGAACUCAAUCGACUUCAGGGAAAUCAAAAAGUAAUGGACGAAUGCGAAAAGUUUAUGGAAUUGGAAGAUUGGAAGACUGAAAUUGCAAAACAAGAAAAAAGUGUUGAGAAAAUGCGAAAAGAUCUUGAAAAAAGAAGAGAACAGUUGGAAAUUCGUGAAAAAGCAUUGAAACAACGUAUGAAAGUUGAACAAGCAGUGAUGGAUUCAGCCAGACAUCCACCAGAAGAUGUUCAUCAAUGGAGUGAACAUCAUACAUCACAUUGGGUUGAAACUGUUCUUGCAAGAGUUGCAAACGACAAGAAAUUUCUGGAUCGAGUGAACGCCGCCGUGUUUCGGAAUAGAAUAACCGGAGCAAGACUACUGGAAAUGACUCAAAAUGAUUUGGAACAUUUGGGAGUGCAGAAAGUUGGAUCGAGAAUUGAAUUGAUGAAAAUGAUUAGAAAAUUGAAAGAUUCGCAAAAGGUGUUACACGCAUUUCCGACAUUAGAACAAGCGAAACAAAUCGAAAUGAGUUUGAAAACAGAAAAAGAGCCAGCUGGACACUUGGCAAAUGGAGUUGACAUAGUGAUAAUCAUUGGAAUGUAUGUCAGAAGAAUGAAUCCAACUCGAAGAAAAUUCAAGUUUUACGCCGAUUCUGACUGGAUUGAUGAGACCGAUAUUCCAGCGAAAUCGAAAACGAAACAGGCAUCCGCUUUGAUAAAAACUGUCUGUUUUUCUGUACUUGAUGACAAUACAAAAAAGCCAAUAAACGAACCAUCCUGUUCGAUCUCAAGUGGAAUGACUACAAAUCCAGAUUGGAUUACUGUAGAUACAGAAGACGAAAUCAAGAUUAAAGUGAUCGUCAGUGUAUAUUUUGCAGAUACCGUGACUCAACCAAGAAACACUGAAAUUGUUGAGUUGAUAACUUCAUUAGAAGAGAGUAAGAUUUUGGAAGAACGUCAUGUUCAUUUACGUCUUCGAAGAAGUUCAAGUAGUGCUUCAAUCUCAACUCCUUCUCCAUCUGUCAUUCCUCCAGUUUAUCAUCCGUUCGGACAUUUAAAUAAUGGAUUUCAUCAUACCACAAGUUCUCCUCAAUUACGUGGAUUCUGGCAUCGAAAACAGGCUGGAAUGAAUAGACAUGGACUGACUGAAACUGAAUUGAGUAGUCUUCAAGAGCAUCUAAGAACACCAUCUCCUGAUAAACAAACAGAUGAAAAUGUAGUGUUGACAGUCCCAAAGAUUCCAAGGAGACGAAGAACGACGACGACAAAUUCAGAAGAGACGGAAACAAAAGAAGCAGAGACUCCUGCUCGCCGAAUUCAUGUUCACGGAGGAAAAGAUAAAUGGAAUUGGAAAAAAGGAAAAUCGAGACCAAAAUUCACUUGA